Adineta ricciae is the source of this 1272-nucleotide messenger RNA. The record is from the annotation of a GenBank genome assembly. Lineage: Eukaryota; Metazoa; Rotifera; Eurotatoria; Adinetida; Adinetidae.
AUGAGCGAAUUCCUAUACCAUGAAAUCAAAUGUUCAUCAUGUUCAAGAUUGGGAUUUACAGACUGUACCAUAUAUGAUAUUCCUAAAUUCUUGCUAGCGCAAACCAGUAGUAAUGAUACUAGUUGUGUAGAUUUAAUUGAUGAGGCUGACCGACUUCUUCUCACACCAUCUGACUCACACCCUUCAUUCGAAUAUGAAAUGCAAACUGUUUUGGUCGUACUCGAGGAAAAUAACAUAGCCUAUAUACGUAAGAGACAAAAUCAUUAUCUCUCCUUCAAUGAGGCGACUGGUCUUUUUGAGCCAUUGACUGAUUUCACACCAGAGCAGGCAGGAAUGGCUUCCAGAUGGACUGUUUUUGUCUAUCAGACUAAUUUGAAAUUCUUCGAAAUACCAUUUCUCGACAAGACAGUUAUCGAUAUCAGUAACUUUCCGAAACCCAUUGAACCUGAAGAGCACAUAUUUGACAUCGUAGAAAAGCUCUUACCACGUUUCAAACACUCCGUUGACAUAGGACCGCUUGAAGUGAGGCCCAAAGACAUCAGAACCUUGAUAACAGAAAACGGUGAUCUGAACGACUUAAUUAUAGAUGCACAUUUGUUCAUCACCGCAUCUGACGCACCUUCCAAUAAAAAAGUUCUCUCAGUCCCCAGCUAUCUCACCACGAGAAUUAUAAACAACAAAGUUCAAAAACUGCCUAAUAGCUGGUAUGAGUAUGAUUUAAUUCUGUGCCCAAUCAAUCAAAAGCACCAUUGGUAUAUUAUCAUCAUUGACAUUGAACACCAUCUCAUAGUUCAACUAGAUUCGUUGAAAAACCAUGAUUUGCUCAGGCAUGAAAAUUUAACUUGUUUAUUACACGUUCUUAAUGUCCAACAUUACUUUCACACGAGACGAAACAUCGACUUUGAUGCUUCAUGGUGUGUGGCAGCGCCAACUGAACAACCAACAUAUCAGCAACACGAUUCUCAUUCAUGCGGCGUUCAUCUGUUACUACAGACCAAUUCAUACGUAAACGGCCAACAAUUCCACCAAAUACACCACGAAAAUAUAAAAAAGUAUCGUUAUAAAUUAGCCGCCGAUCUUUUACAAAACGCCGAGCCCGACUCCGACGACUCAUCCACUUCUGUAAGUAUCCUCCCAGACGAAACUGAAAUAACUGCUUCAAUCCUCCUAGCUCCUGCAUGGUAUACCAAUGUCCCACCGCAGCAAACAACACCGCAAAUGAAACGACCCAACAUUUCUAACGAUACACCACGCCGGAACACUUUUCCAUGA